AUGACUAAGAGGAGUGAUUGUGGCAGUGGUGGUGAUUGUGAUGUUGGGAAGGAGGAUUGUGGUGGUGGUGGUGAUUGUGAUGUUGGGAAGGAGGAUUGUGGUGGUGGUGGUGACUGUGAUGUUGGGAAGGAGGAUUGUGGCGGUGGUGGUGACUGUGAUGUUGGGAAGGAGGAUUGUGGCGGUGGUGACUGUGAUGUUGGGAAGGAGGAUUGUGGCGGUGGUGGUGACUGUGAUGUUGGGAAGGAGGAUUGUGGCGGUGGUGGUGAUUGUGAUGUUGGGAAGGAGGAUUGUGGUGGUGGUGGUGACUGUGAUGUUGGGAAGGAGGAUUGUGGCGGUGGUGGUGACUGUGAUGUUGGGAAGGAGGAUUGUGGCGGUGGUGGUGAUUGUGAUGUUGGGAAGGAGGAUUGUGGCGGUGGUGGUGACUGUGAUGUUGGGAAGGAGGAUUGUGGCAGUGGUGGUGAUUGUGAUGUUGGGAAGGAGGAUUGUGGUGGUGGUGGUGAUUGUGAUGUUGGGAAGGAGGAUUGUGGCAGUGGUGGUGACUGUGAUGUUGGGAAGGAGGAUUGUGGUGGUGGUGGUGACUGUGAUGUUGGGAAGGAGGAUUGUGGUGGUGGUGGUGACUGUGAUGUUGGGAAGGAGGAUUGUGGCGGUGGUGGUGACUGUGAUGUUGGGAAGGAGGAUUGUGGCGGUGGUGGUGACUGUGAUGUUGGGAAGGAGGAUUGUGGCGGUGGUGGUGAUUGUGAUGUUGGGAAGGAGGAUUGUGGCGGUGGUGGUGAUUGUGAUGUUGGGAAGGAGGAUUGUGGCAGUGGUGGUGACUGUGAUGUUGGGAAGGAGGAUUGUGGCGGUGGUGGUGACUGUGAUGUUGGGAAGGAGGAUUGUGGCGGUGGUGGUGAUUGUGAUGUUGGGAAGGAGGAUUGUGGCGGUGGUGACUGUGAUGUUGGGAAGGAGGGAUUGUGGUGGUGGUGGUGA
This is a messenger RNA of Gigantopelta aegis, 966 nucleotides long. Its product is annotated as golgin subfamily A member 6-like protein 2. The transcript has 2 exons. Bases 1 to 966 code for a protein of 321 amino acids. NCBI's taxonomy places the organism in Eukaryota, Metazoa, Mollusca, Gastropoda, Neomphalida, Peltospiridae. The record is from RefSeq and is a predicted model, not a curated record. Gene Ontology annotation, molecular function: protein binding.